Molecule: messenger RNA, 816 nt
Organism: Vicia villosa (hairy vetch)
Lineage: Eukaryota; Viridiplantae; Streptophyta; Magnoliopsida; Fabales; Fabaceae
Exons: 1
Coding region: 1-816 (271 amino acids)
Source: RefSeq, a predicted model, not a curated record
AUGCAUCAAAGUGAUCGAGUGAGGCUUCAAUUUGGCUAUGUACAAAAUAUACCCGAUCCACCACAGUGCCUCAAAGAACAUCACAGGAUGCAUACAAACAAGUCCAAAAAAAUAGCAUGGACUGAACUCUUUCACGAAGAGCAACAAUGUUGGACUGAUAGAGAAUCAUAUAUGUUGCAGGGAAUUCAAUUAGAAGAGGAGACAAAACCAUCGCAAGAGUACAUGCAUUGGUAUAGGUCGCUUCCAAUAAUAUAUGCAUCAUACGAACACUAUCUCACUGACCCCCGUUCAAUUCCAAGUGGGUCUCAACAACAACCUCAACCUCAACCUCAACCUCAACCAUUUCAACAACAACCUCAACCUCAACCUCAACAUCAAUUCUUCCAACAACAACCUCAACCUCAAUUCUUCCAACAACAACCUCAACCUUUCCAACAACAACAUCCUAACCCCAAUUAUUCUCAACUACAUACUUCUAGCCCUUACGUUGACCCACAAUACACCUCCUACACACAAUACACCCCAUCCCACUCUCAAACAAAUUAUAACUACCAAACCCAACACCAACAAUCCCCUUACAUCCAACAAAACCCUUCAACCUCCUCACACAAUCCACCACCCACCACCUCUUACUUCCCAACCGUGAUCCAAAAUGACCCGCCGCGAAGACAAUCCACCCCAAACUUAAACUUGGAUCUUAAUAUCAAUGAUUUUGAUGUCGACCAUAAUAUUGAAUUCCUAACUCAUCUUUGGUCUCCUCAACCUCCAACACAAGAAACACAAGAACAAGACGACCCUACUCACCGCCAACACUGA